CCACCUCUUCAGCGAUUGCGCCGCCUUCCGCGGCGCCGCGUGCGACGACUGGCUCCUGUUCGACGACAGCGGCGCCGGUGAUGUCCACAACGUUCUUCGCUUGACGAGCCCCUUCACAGGGAAGACGAGGCUGCUUCCGAGCUUGUUCGGCAUCCAUAAUUGGGACGAGCCAGUCGAGAUUGAGAGCGAGCCUGCUCCGAAGGGCGCGCCCUCCGGUGGACAGGCACCGGCGUUAUGACCGUGCAGAAGCUGCUCGUGUGUCCAGAUGGUCUCAUCGCCGCCACCGUCGGCCGCCAAUACUUCGCCAAGGUCGUCCUCUGCUCGCUGGACACCUUCUCAUGGUCGCUCAGCACACAUGACCGCUGGCGGUGGUACGAGGACGUCGCUUUCUCCAACGGCAAGGUGUACGCCCUCACCGGCGAAGAGGAUCUCCUCGCCUUCGACGUCGGCAUAGACGCCAACACCAGUAACGCGGUGGUCUCCCUCGUGAAGCGCGUCAUCCAGAGCCGGCUUCCCCGUGAGGCCACCGCCAAGGUCCGGUACCUCGUCAGGUCCGCGGCGGCGCGCUGCUCAUGGUCCGCCGGCACUUCUUGUCCGGCGAGACAACGGUGCGGUUCGCCGUGCUCCGGGUAGACCUCAGCUCGUCGCGGUGGGUGGAGGUGGCACCCUGGGCGGCGAGGCGCUCUUCGUGGGGCGGCCGUGC
Messenger RNA from Panicum hallii, 703 nucleotides. RefSeq lists its product as uncharacterized. The coding region runs from base 235 to 633 and encodes 132 amino acids. Lineage: Eukaryota; Viridiplantae; Streptophyta; Magnoliopsida; Poales; Poaceae. The record is from RefSeq and is a predicted model, not a curated record. The transcript has a single exon.